Musca vetustissima is the source of this 1816-nucleotide messenger RNA. RefSeq names its product protein Skeletor, isoforms B/C-like. The annotation marks the transcript as partial. NCBI's taxonomy places the organism in Eukaryota, Metazoa, Arthropoda, Insecta, Diptera, Muscidae. The record is from RefSeq and is a predicted model, not a curated record. The transcript has 9 exons.
UGAACCACCCAUAUUGAAAGCCCACAAUAAUACGGACAUUAUACUGCGUCUUCCCAUGGGCAAAAGGAUUAAGGAUAUAAGAUGGCUCUCAGUGUGGUGCAGACGUUUUACGGUCGAUUUUGGUGAAGUCUUUAUACCGCCCGGUUUGGAUGUGCCGAAACCCCGAGUUCUGCCCGAAUUCAAACGUUUGGCCCAUGGUCUGCGUUCGAGUAACAUUAGUGUAUUGGAUGCCAAAACAUUUUAUAUACCUAAUUUGCAUUAUGAUGGUGCCGGGCCGGAUGCCUAUUUCUGGGUUGGCAAUGGAUCGGAACCCAACAUUAUGGGUAUUAAGGUACCCAAUGAAAUUGGUUCAUUGGAGCCCCUGCGCGGCUAUCAAGGUGAAGAUAUUGAGAUCCAACUGCCUGGCAAAUGGACGGUCUACGACAUUGAUUGGCUGGCUGUGUGGUGUGUUGAAUAUCGUCAUAAUUUCGGUCAUGUCUAUAUACCCAAGGAUUUGGAUGUACCACCGGCAUUGGGACAAACGAAAAUUACCACCACAACAACACCCCGCCCAGUCUAUUCGAACUGCCGUGAAAUCAUACCGAACAAGUUGCAAGUCAAAUGGGAAUUGCAGGGUGAAUAUUUACAAAUCGAUUUGCUUGGGCGCAUUAGCGAAGAUCAGUAUAUGGCCUUUGGUUUAUCCGGAGCCAAUGGUAGAGCUCAAAUGGCCCAAUCGGAUGUUGUUGUAGCCUUCUAUGAUACCACCGCCAGAGUGUUCCGGGCCGAGGAUUAUUUCAUCACUGACCUGUCGCAGUGUGAUGGUCAAAAUGGUGCCUGUCCCGAUGAGAGAUUGGGUGGACGUAAUGAUGUUGUUGUCUUGAGUGGUGACCGCAAAAAUGGCGUGACCAGCAUACGUUAUCGACGCCUCUUGCAGACCAAUGAACCAAUUUAUGAUAUGCCCAUACCCACAGAUCGUGAGGUGUCCGUCAUUGCGGCCAUUGGUCCCCUAAACAGUCGCAAGGAGGCUAAUGCCCAUACACACACCGGCAGUGAUCAUGUGGUCGAUGAUGUGCGCAUUAAUUUCUCCUCAAGGUCCGACAACACCUGCAAGCUAUCUCUGUUCACGGUGAAAGAUGAAUCCGGCCCUAAGCCAUGGCCAACACGUAAAAUUACCAAUGAAUAUACAUUUACCGCACGCAUUGGACCCACCGGUGGUAAACGUGGUUAUACCCCGAUUACUGGCAUCCCCUCAUGGGGUAUUGCCUGGUACAUUAAUGAUUUGCUGAUACCUGAGAUCACCGUGGAACGUGGCAAAACUUAUGAAUUUAUUGUUGAAGGUGGUGAUAUAGCCGCACAACCAGCAAGAUACCAUCCAUUUUAUAUUACCGAUUCUCCCGAGGGAGGUAUUGGACAAAAGACUGGCUUGGAAUUAAGCAAACAAAAGGCCUAUGCCGGUGUUGAGUUCGAUGAAGAUGGCAAUCCCAUACCAACAGCAUCCGGCCGUUACUGUGAAUGGGUCCACAAUACCAUUGAUCGAUCAGCUGAAACGGAAACCUUUGAGGAAUAUAUGAAAACCCUGACACUGGUGUGUGAAGAAGGUGAACCAGGCUAUUUGAAUUGGACUGUGCCAAUGGAUGCCCCCGAUACUCUAUAUUAUCAGUGCUUUACCCACAACAAUUUGGGUUGGAAAAUCAAUGUGGUGAAUAGUGGUGCCUCCAGAGGAGGCUUUAUAACAACGAUGUCAACGUUAUGGUAUGCCAUUACGAUGAGUUUGGCUGUCAUCGGUUUUAAUUUGGCGCUGACACACAAUCAAGGCUUCGGGCCACGCAUUGCCUGA